Drosophila busckii is the source of this 1478-nucleotide messenger RNA. It is a transcript of the gene rswl, whose product is annotated as mitochondrial ribonuclease P protein 1 homolog. Gene Ontology annotation, molecular function: tRNA binding. Gene Ontology annotation, cellular component: mitochondrion; nucleoplasm; nucleus. The coding region runs from base 61 to 1428 and encodes 455 amino acids. The transcript has a single exon. Gene Ontology annotation, biological process: mitochondrial tRNA 5'-end processing; positive regulation of mitochondrial translation. The record is from RefSeq and is a predicted model, not a curated record. Lineage: Eukaryota; Metazoa; Arthropoda; Insecta; Diptera; Drosophilidae.
UGUGCAACACAUAAUAACAAAUCUUUCGCGUGCUUUAUUAUAUAUUAGAAAUAAUUGAAAAUGUUAAAAAGUAUAGUUAACUGGAGAGCAUGCAGACUGCUGUUGAAUGGGAAUGCUGGUAUUAGAACUGGAGCGUCAGCGCGAGGACUUGCUAACCCUUUUAAAACAGACAUAAACGCCGGCGCAAGUACUCCAAUGGAUGAACCAGAGCCGGCCUCCCAUUCAAUUGGGAAUCCUUUUGCUCAAGCUACGCCCACAGGUCUUUCGGAUAGUGCAAUAUCCGAGACAAAGGAGGAACGUGAAAAGAGGCUAAAAGUUUUGCAGCUAGAGGCCGACAUAGCACAUCAAGAAGGACGCCGAGUGCCAAGAUUGGAGUUUUUUCAAGAUGAGCAUUGGGAGCACGUACUGGCAUUACCCACAAAGUCCGCACGCAUUAAAUACUAUGCGUAUUUGUGGCAAAUUGAUAUGAAAAAGCAGUCGGAGAAGCGUAAAAAGGCACUACGUACUGAGGAUAUCGAACGACGUGUGGCUGAGACGCGGAAGGAGCGUGAGGAGAAUACACACAUUAUCUAUGGACUGGGACAUACAUCGCUGCUGCUGCGUAUCUAUGACUCAACCAUAAACCAUUGGCAAAAUAAUCGUCUGACGCGUGCCAUGCAAUUUGCGCCCAAAAUGGUGCUGGACUGCUCCUACGAUACGCACAUGAAUAAUCGAGAAGCCUCCUAUGCGGCCAAGCAACUAAUGCUUUGCUUUGCCGAGAAUCGCGCCAAUGACGAGCCCUUUGAUCUGCACUACUGCAACGUCAAUAUGAAAGGCAAAUGUAUGCAAGGACUGCAACGUUAUAUACCCACGAUGCUAAAUCCAGAGUUUCCUAUGAAUGUGCAUAGUCAGUGCUUUACGGAACUGUUUCCCAAGAAGCAGUUAGUCUAUCUAACGCCACAUUGCCGCGAGGAGCUAGUCAACUACAAUGCCGAUGAUGUUUACAUAGUAGGCGCAAUGGUGGACACCAUGAACAAUGAACCGCUAUCGCUGGCCAAAGCGAAGCGCCUGGGUCUGCGCAUGGCGCGUUUGCCACUAGAUCGCUAUCUGCAAUGGAACUCCGGCUCCGGCAAGUCACUUACACUCAAUCAAAUGAUUAACAUAAUGUUGGAUUUAAAGAAAACUAAUGACUGGGAGACGGCGCUGCAGCAUGUGCCGCGACGUAAGGUGGUGGAUCUAUCUGGCGAUGAAGACUACUCGCGGAAUGCCUUUAACAAGCGCGCCAACAAACUCAAUGUGCGCAUCGAUCAUUUGCUUAAGUUUGAGGCAGACAGGCGGCAAGUCAAAGCCUUUGCCACGCCCCAAAAGGUACGCGAACACAAGCAGGGCAUGGACUUUAAGCUGGACAGCUGGGCGACGGGUAAAAAGAAGACAACGCAAAGCAAUUAAAUGCUUGGUAACCUUUAUUACGUUAAUAAGAUUGCAAUAAAGUUAAGUAU